Choloepus didactylus (southern two-toed sloth) is the source of this 2293-nucleotide messenger RNA. It is a transcript of the gene TMEM127, whose product is annotated as transmembrane protein 127. Gene Ontology annotation, biological process: negative regulation of cell population proliferation; negative regulation of TOR signaling. Lineage: Eukaryota; Metazoa; Chordata; Mammalia; Pilosa; Megalonychidae. The transcript has 3 exons. The record is from RefSeq and is a predicted model, not a curated record. Gene Ontology annotation, cellular component: membrane. The coding region runs from base 375 to 1091 and encodes 238 amino acids.
GGCGGAGGGGGCGGAAGCCGGAAGCGGGUCCGGCCCGGGUCGGUCCGGGCGUUGCGGGGUCGGGGCCUGGGCUCGCCCGGCGCGGGGCAGCUGAGGGGCUGUGACGGAGCAGCGCGGCGCCAUCCCGGGCCCGAGGCCUGGAAGAGUGAGGAGCGCGGGGCGGAGAGCGGAGGGCCGCACCCCAGGGCGCCGUCCCAGACCCGGGUGCCCGGUGCCCGCGGCCCAUCCCGGGCCUCCCCGCUCGGCAGCCCGGCGGGGCCUCGGGUCUCCCCGCCGCAGCCGGCCCGGCGCCCCCCGCACCCCCGCGGUCUGCGCGGCCCGCGGCCCCCAGCCCCGCAGCCCUAUUCCGGGGUCCCCCGGCCCCGGCCCCGGGCAUGUACGCCCCCGGAGGCGCAGGGCUGCCUGGCGGGCGCCGGCGGCGGAGCCCGGGGGGCAGCGCGCUGCCCAAGCAGCCGGAGCGGAGCCUGGCCUCGGCGCUUCCGGGCGCGCUCUCCAUCACCGCGCUGUGCACCGCGCUCGCCGAGCCCGCCUGGCUGCACAUCCACGGCGGCACCUGCUCGCGCCAGGAGCUGGGGGUCUCCGACGUGCUGGGCUACGUGCACCCGGACCUGCUGAAAGACUUCUGCAUGAACCCCCAGACGGUGCUGCUGCUGCGGGUGAUUGCCGCCUUCUGCUUCCUGGGCAUCCUGUGCAGCCUCUCCGCGUUCCUCCUGGACGUCUUCGGGCCCAAGCACCCAGCCCUGAAGAUCACCCGCCGCUACGCCUUCGCCCACAUCCUCACAGUCCUGCAGUGUGCCACCGUCAUCGGCUUCUCCUACUGGGCGUCUGAGCUCAUCCUGGCCCAGCAGCAGCAGCACAAGAAGUACCACGGCUCCCAGGUCUACGUCACCUUCGCCGUCAGCUUCUACCUGGUGGCGGGCGCUGGGGGGGCCUCGAUCCUGGCGACGGCGGCCAACCUCUUGCGCCACUACCCCUCGGAGGAGGAGGAGCAGGCGCUGGAGCUGCUCUCCGAGAUGGAGGAGAACGAGCCGGACCCGGUGGGCUACGAGGUCAUCAACCAGUUCCAGCCUCCGCCCGCCUACACCCCCUGAUGCCAGCCCCUGGGGCCCCGUCCUCAGCCCCUCCCCAGCUCUGCAGCACCCCACCCCGCGGGCGCUGCCCCCCAGCAGGCCUCCCUCCGCAUCCUGAGCGUCUUCCCCGCCCUCCCCAGGAGGGCCCCUGCCUUCAGGCCCUCCACACACCCCACGCGCGGAGCCCGGCCCCUAGGUUUUAUCUAACACGUCGCUUCCCCUCUCGUCACCUGCCUCUCCCAGCACAGUCAUGGUGUCACCCACCUGGGGUGGCCAGGCACCCUCUCCCCGUGCUGCCCAGGUCUUUGGGGCUGGGACUCUCCUGGGGGCCCCCGGGCAGCGGGACCCAAGGGGAAAGGAAGGGCACCCGUGGGCUUGCUCCUGACCACCCGUGACAGCACUGGCCGCCGCUCCGGGGCGCGCUCUACACUAGCCUUCAGACUCCUGUCGCGUGCGAUCGGCUUCCGGGGGAAGCAGAGCAGCUGCUGUGCACACCCUGCCCGUGCUUCGUGUGCCUGGAGUCUGCCAGCGAGCAGCACUGGCAGGAGGCCAAGGCCUCCUGGCGCCCCAAGGAUCAGACGAAGGGGUGUAAUCCCCACAGCCCCUUCACCUUUAGACUGUGGGUGGUUUUAACAGGAGAAAACAAAACCAAGCCCCAGCAGCCACGCUCUCCCCUCAACCAGGGACAGGCUGCAGUGGUUUUCCAGAGUCCACCUGUCCCCUUGGGCACUGCCAUCUCCGGGGCCUUGGCUCGUCCAGGCCCUGGUGCCCCUCCGUGACCCUCUCGAAGCAGAACGCAGCCCCUGCCCUGCCCUCCCUCCGGGCCUCCCAGGCCCUCCCUUUGCCCCUGAGCACAGGACCGUUGGCCUGGCCGGUGGCGGCCAGUGUGGGGCUGCUCGGGACUGCUGCUCUGAGAUGCAGCCUGGCCUCCGAGCCGGAACAGGGGCCACAGUGGCCAGGAGGCCCCACUUUCCACAUAGGAACCCUGGCUGACAGGGCUACCUCUCACCGCAGGCCCCGUCCCCCUUCCCAAGUGUGCUCUGGACCCACAGGGGUUAUGGGGCUUCCCUGCCUGCCCCCCACUGCAGCUACCCCGGGGGCCCUGUGUGGCUAUGGGGCUGGCUGAAUUUUCUGCCCUGAGAUCUGGGCAUAAUGUGGGCAAAACUGGAGAGACUUUCUGGGUGGUUUCAGGUGGCCUCACUAAAUUACUAGCUUCCUUGGAA